Talpa occidentalis (Iberian mole) is the source of this 7292-nucleotide messenger RNA. It is a transcript of the gene BTD, whose product is annotated as biotinidase. The transcript is spliced from 9 exons. The record is from RefSeq and is a predicted model, not a curated record. Lineage: Eukaryota; Metazoa; Chordata; Mammalia; Eulipotyphla; Talpidae. Bases 5348 to 6982 code for a protein of 544 amino acids. Gene Ontology annotation, molecular function: hydrolase activity, acting on carbon-nitrogen (but not peptide) bonds, in linear amides.
CUGGAAGAAUCAAUCCUCCUAGAGCCUGUGAGGCGAAGACUAUCCCCCCAGGUGUGCGGAUGAGGAGCUUUAGGCUCGCGACCCCGGGAAGGGACCGUCCCAGAGUCACAGCUUCAUCAACAGAGUCGGGGUUCACACCCGGGACCCCUCCCCACAAGAUGAAGAGAGGAAAGUUGUGGUCAUCAUUUACCUGCGGAGAUUGGGAGGACGCUGUUGAUGAAAGUGGGCUGAGACAUGAUAAAGCGGAAGAAAAGCUGAAGGUAAAUUCCCAGAGUCAUCGGAUUCAGGACAACCAUGCUGGCUGGGGUCUGAGUAAAGAAGCAACUCAGACCUGCCAGUCCCCUGGAACCUCUAGAGGACCCAUCUCCAGCUGCCAACUGACUACAGCUGCAUGAGAGACCUCAAGUGAGCGACACUUGGCCAGUAGCUACGGUGCAGGAUCACACAAGUGACAGCAUCAUCUUAUUGUGAAUCCAAAAGAAAAAGGAAAAAGAGAAAUGGUUACUGCAAAACAGAAAAUAACAACUAAGCAACAUAUGAGGUCAGUGAGACAUAAGCAAACGUCCCCAUACCCUGCUCCAAGCAGGCUAACUCACAAAUUCAUGCCUCUCACGCCCCAGAGCCAGCUACAAUACUGUCUCAGUUUGGCUCUGCCAUCAGAUGGUCAAGGGCCAGCUAAGUGGUAAGAGGAAGGAGGACCUCUGGCUCACAAAUGCAUGUAAACACCCAUAUUCUUGCAUGGUAUAGGAGGUAUGUAGGACUGGGAGCACUUAGCACUAAGCUCAGAGCAAGGCUGAGACAUCAAACUCAUCUGUCCGUCUUAGAAGCUUCCUGAUGAUAGAGUAUUCAUUGAAGCAUCCAAUCAUGGGUGUUUGUGCAGAGAGGAAGCAGGCAGGUGGGGUUCCUGCCCUUUACAACAGGCAAUGAUACACAUAAGUGACACUCUUCCUGCAGGAGCACAAUCCUAUACAGACUUUUGAAAGACAGAUUAAAACAGAAGAGAGAAAGUAAAUGCACCUUAUUCCAGAUUACUUACACUGCAGCAGCAUCUCCAGUUUUCAACAUUUCCUUCCAAGAAUCUGUAUCAAAGCCUUGGUAAAUUCCGUUAUUAUUUACCACCAAAAUUAUGAUUGGUAAGUUGUACCUAAAAUUGAGAGGAAAUCAUUAUUCUAAAUCAGUUUCUUUGCUUUGGACUGAGAUUUUAACAUAAAACUGGACAGUUGUCCAAAUGCUUUUUUUUUUUUUUAAUUAGGGUAAAACUGAAAAUUAAGCAUUGUUCAUUGUUCUCCUAAGGAAAAAUAUCAAAAUCUUUAACAGAAACAUCAUGGAAUGGUAUCUGGAAUACAAGAUUAGGGACUAGCAGAGUUGCUCUACCACUAUGUAACUAUGGACUUUGGGCAAAUCCUGAGCUUUCUGAACCCUGGUCUUUAUAGAUCCAGGUGGUAUUAAGUUACUACUCUCUGAAGCACCAGCUCCAGGCAGUACCUAGGAGCAUGGUUUGAAAGCACCUUUCUUUUUUUAAUGAACUCCUCCUAGACAACCAGGACUUGCUAGAUGCUGUGGGAGAUAUGCCAGUGAUUAGUAUUUCACUCUCAAACCAUGUCACCCAAAACUAGGAAAACAUUACAUGGUGUAAUAAUUAGAGAAGAGAGUAUUUAACAAUCUACACUGUGAAAUAAUAAGGUAAAGACUGAAAAAGCUGAAUAAAUUUUACGAAUAAUAGACAAAGGAGAUGGGUUUUUGUUUCUGAGAUAAGAUGGAAGACCAAAACUAAACUGCACACUGUUAAGUAACAGGGCUGUGGGAACUGCUUGCUCUCUCUGCUCAAUGGGAGUCAGCUUUCCCCAAAAUCACCUUCUGGGUGAGUAUUACUUGGUUGUCAACACAGACACUCUGACAGCUACACACUACCCUCUCAUCUUGAAAGUUGAUAUACCAAAGUUUUGACAGUGCCAAACAAGAUUUAUUUACAAAAGCACUAAUAAGAUCCCUGGCUAAGACAAGAAUGGUUUACUAUAGCUUAAAUAAUUGGGGAAAGAAAACGUCCCAUAUGUCCAGAGGGGUGCAAUGCAUGAGCUUCUGCGUGAAUCCUCACCACUUCAUCCUUAGUCUGAAGAGCUCACCUUCACUGAGCUGUCACCUCAAGUAUCACUCAGAUGUUCUCAUUUCCUCAUAACCAUCCUCUCAGGUAGUAACUACUACUGUUCCUGUCCCUGUUUUAGUGGAGACUGAGGCGCCAUGAAGUGACUGAGCCUAUCACUUGGCUCUGCUGUCGUUGAGCCAGGCCAACCUCUUAACCACCUGGUUCUCUGUCGCCCUGCAGAAGACAAAGCUUUUACCGGUGACCUCAAAGCCACUCCUUCCAGUUCGGCAGGUUCAGGGCCUGCAAGACAGAGGUCAGGAAUGUGCUAUUCUUGGUGAGGAAGACCCUGGGUCUCAGGACAUGGCACAGUGAGGUGCGCAGGGCACUGGCAGAGGUGAACACUUGCUAGGGAUGUGUUAGGUGAGUGGGUGUUGGAUCUAACUUUUAAUAUUUUGAAGAAAGAAAUGCCGUGAUGCAGGAUGCUGUCUUACCUGCAGAUGGUUUCCACUUCCAUGCCAGAAAACCCAAAAGCACUGUCUCCUUCCACACAGAUGACCCGCUGCCCUGGGUUUCUAUCUUUAGCUACCAAAGCAGCUGCAAUGGCAAAACCCAAACCGACUCCCAUCGUUCCAAAAGUGCCAGCAUCCAGCCUGUUGGGGAGUGGAGUUAAAAUGAAACCCCCUGUGGGUGGUGAUCGUGGUGGUGGGUCAAGCUAGCCAUCUUCACCGGCCUCAUCGAAAAAUAAAGAACAAUAAAGCCAUUCUCUUCAGUAUAACAUUUUUAGGCUGCGAGGAACUAAUUCCUCAAGACAGAGAGGAACAAAAUGAAAAAGUCACUCGUGAUUAUUUGGAAGAUUAUGAAUAUGUCCUUAGGACGGAUCACAUGAGCUCAAGGACACCUCAAUUGUAAAAAAUCUACAAGGCCUUGCCUCAGAGUACAUUUAUGAGGUAAGUCCUUAUCCGCUGCACUUGUAUACUUCUCAAAUGUUUUAUUAAGCUGCAUCAUUGUAUUCUCAAACUUAACUCAUUAUAAUUUCUUUUUUUUUAAGAAGCCUUACCUGUGACGAGGAAGGUAAUUUUGAAGCACAGUGCGUCCAAUAUCCAUCGUAUUUGCUCCUUCGCUUACCACAAAACAGUCUCUGGGCAGUUGUUCUUGAACAUGGAAGAAUACUGUGUAAUAAUUCAUAGGCAAGGAUUUUUUGGAAGCUAAUUCCUAAAAUUAACAGGGAAAUAUAACCCAAUUAGGUUGAAAAUAAAUGUGAAAAUAAAUGGUGAAAAUAAAUAAUGGCAAUAAGCUACUAUCAAAUCUAUUUGGAAGUAGGCAACAGCUUCAAGUGACAAGGUCCUCAAAUGGCCACUCUAAAAAAGUGGCCAUUUGUGAACAGUCUUGGGGGAUGUACUAAGAAAAUUGAUCCCAGUGUCCCACCUUGGGACACAAUCAAAUAUUGUGUUGUCGGAAAAGUCAUAACAUAUUUUUUCUAUGUUUUUCAAGCAAAAACGCAUCAUGACUUUUCCAAAAACCCAAUAAGUCAUUAUUCUUUUUUUCUGAUGCUCCAUAAUGCACAUUAGCAUCUUAAAGACUAAGAAGAAGCCCUGUAGUAACAAUAACUGGAAACAAAGAGCUUAAACAAAACUAGUCUUAUUUGAGCACAUUUAGGAAAAAAUACUGCCUUAGAAAAAGUGAAAUUUUUAUUCUAGAAUAUUUUCUUCUGAAAUAUGGUCCUAUGCCUAAAAUAAAAGUGAACUCGGGAUUUUAGAAAGUCUGAAAAUCUGAUUCUUCCCGACAGGUACUGAAGGGUAAGUGGGAUAUGUUCUCUCCACUAUUCUAAAAUGUCUCUGGAAGGAGGAAAAACAGCAAGAUCAAUGCAUUUGUCUAGCCAUGUGCAUUUUAGAGCUGAGAACAAGUCCCUGGGCUUUAGUAACAAGUCCUGUGUGUUCCCAGCACAGCCUCUGUCUCCUGUGUUUCCUUGAUCUGCUGGAGAAUAUACCCAAGAUGGAUGAGGGACCCUCCUGUCCUCUUGAAGCAAGUUCCUUCCAUCUUAAUCUAAGGCAAUUCCUAGAGAUAAGAAGGGAUGACUCAUGAUACCAAGCAGGAAAAAGAACCGAGAUUAGUUCUUGAUAGGAGAAAGUCACUGAUUUAAGUUCCAAUAUAAGAGCCUAGCUUAGCACUCAGCAGGGCAAGAGAUGGUUACAUUCCUAUGUAAGAUAGAAUCACAUAUGAUCAAUUAUGCUUGUUUUGAAAAUGCAAAUUUAUUCUAAGAUGAUGGAUAUUUUAGGAAACAAGAUAGCAUCACUUGAAUUUUGUAUUUGCUUAUGCAAAAUUCUGUCAGUGAGAAGCACUAGCGAACACUGAAAACAGCACCCAAUUGAACUCUGGUGCAUAAAAAUACACAAAACAGUGAAAAAACUCAGAAUCAACUUUUCUGGCAAUCAAAGAGAAAGCACUAUCUAAAUACAAAGACUAUAAACUAAAAUCAGCAAACCCUCCAGAAGUGGCUCAUUUUAGUGCUGGUAAUGCAUGGUUUAGUGGUUCAAGAAUAACUACAGGUUCCGAAGUCUUCAGCUAUCAGACAAAGCCACAGGUGCAGAUGAGAAAGUCACAAAAUAAUUUCCAAUUAUUUGAAAAAUAUUAUGGAUAUCUCACCCAAAAGAUAAGAAAAAAAGAAAAAUAUGUGAGGUGAUGGCUCUGUUUCUUAGCUUGAUGGGCGGAACCCUUACACAGCAGCAACAUAAAUGACCAUUGUACAUUUUAAGUAUCUUACAAUUUUACAUGUCAGCUGUACCUGAUUAAUCUGAAGUUUUUAAAAAAAGGUUAUACCGUGGGUCAAAAUUUGAUGAUAAAGCUAUGUAUGACAAAUGCUUGCCUUGAAGGUUCUACAUCUUAAAGGUAGGAAAACAUCCACCAGGAUUUAAGGUUUCUUAACACCUCCUAAUUGUGAUCCCAGGUCAAUGAGCCACAUCCCCCAUGCUGGCUCCCAGGGCUUCCUGUCCAGUGUCACCACCUGCUUCCCCUCAACACACAACUCAACGGCUGCAGCCCUCCUGACACCCACUUCCACAAGAAACUGCAGGUCUUUUUCAAGCAAGAUUAUAAGUCCCUCAAGGACAGGACCUGUAUAUCAUUCAUCUCCAUAUUCAGUGCCUAAGAAAGCACCUGGGACCUAAGGAGGCCCCUCAGACAAGCUUAUGGAGACUGAAAAUGCUAAGAUGACCUGAUGAUUUAUACUACCAUGAAAAUCAUCCUUCUAAAGUACGAAUCUCGGUUAUGGUCAAGGUAAAGGUCAAGAUUCAUCCCCAUUUCUUCUUUAGAGCCCUCUCUCUUGGCAGAUUGAUGGUCUGCAUUAUGUCCGGAGCCGGCAGUCAGCUCGCCCUCUUCCUCUGCGGCUGUUGGGUGAUCGCCCUGGGAGUCCACACCGGAGCUGAGCAUCUCCAGGCCGAAUCCUACGUGGCCGCCGUGUACGAGCACCCGUCCGUGCUCAGUCCCGACCCACUAGCCCUCACCAGCCGCCAGAUGGCCUUGGAGCUCAUGACGCAGAACCUCGACAUCUACGAACAGCAAGUGCUGACCGCAGCGCAAAAGGGUGUACAGAUUAUAGUGUUUCCAGAAGACGGGAUUCAUGGAUUCAACUUUACAAGAACGUCCAUCUACCCAUUUUUGGACUUCAUGCCAUCUCCUCAGUUGGUCAGCUGGAACCCGUGCCUGGAGCCCCACCGUUUCAAUGACACAGAGGUCCUCCAGCGUCUGAGUUGUAUGGCCAUCAAGGGAGAUAUGUUCCUGGUGGCCAAUCUUGGGACAAAGCAGCCUUGUCACAGCAGCGACCCAGGGUGCCCAAGUGAUGGCAGAUACCAGUUUAACACGAACGUUGUGUUCAGCAACAACGGAACCCUUGUUGACCGCUACCGCAAGCACAACCUCUACUUUGAGGCAGCCUUUGAUACCCCCCUCAAAGUGGAUCACAUCGUCUUUGAUACCCCUUUUGCUGGCAAGUUUGGCAUCUUCACUUGCUUUGAUAUCCUGUUUUUCGAACCCACCAUCAGACUGCUCAGGGACUUUGAGGUGAAGCACAUCGUGUAUCCGACCGCCUGGAUGAACCAGCUCCCGCUCCUGGCAGCUAUUCAGAUUCAAAGCGCUUUUGCCAUGGCCUUUGGGGUCAACGUCCUGGCUGCUAACAUCCACCAUCCAUCUCUGGGGAUGACCGGAAGUGGCAUACACACCCCUCUGAAGUCCUUUUGGUACCAUGACAUGGAAAACCCCAAAGGUCGCCUUAUAACCGCCCAGAUAGCGAGAAAUCCAUUGGGCCUUGGUAUGGAUAAUGCCACAGGUGACAUGGAUCCAUCCCAUAGGAAGUUUUUAAAACUCCUGGCAGGAGAUCCCUACUGUGAGAAGGACGCUCAGGAAGUACAUUGCGACGGAGCCGCCACGUGGGACAUGAAUGCCCCCCCGACCUUUCACUCGGAGAUGAUGUAUGACAACUUCACGCUGGUCCCUGUGUGGGGGAAGGAAGGCUAUCUCCAGGUGUGUGCCAACGGCCUCUGCUGCUACUUACUUUACCAGAGGCCCAUGUUGUCCACAGAACUGUAUGCCCUGGCGGUCUUCCACGGCCUCCACACUGUGCACGGCACUUACUACAUUCAGGUGUGCGCCCUGGUCAAGUGCGGGGGUCUUGGCUUUGACACCUGUGGGCAGGAGAUCACAGAGGCCACAGGGCUCUUUGACUUCCACCUGUGGGGGAACUUCAGCACUUCCUAUAUCUUUCCUCUGUUUCUGACCUCAGGGAUGACCCUGGAAAGGCCUGACCAGCUCGGCUGGGAGAAUGAACACUAUUUCCUCAGGAAAAGAGGACUGACUUCUGGCCUGGUGACGGCGGCUCUCUAUGGGCGGUGGUAUGAGAGGGACUAGGGGAUGGGAGGUGCAGCCCCCUGCACUUGCACAGGCCCCGCCCCGCCUGGCCGGGCUGACCUCUCUACCCUGGAGCCCGUCGUGGGAGCUGUAGGAAAAAGCAGGGGACAGAGAUUCCCCCAGGGUUGCUUCCUCUGACUUAAAAAUUAUGGAGACAUUUCCUGAUAUUUUCUACUCACAUUUAUCUUUUUCAAGUCACACCUUCCCCCAGCAAACCUCUCUUUACACAAUUGGUCUUAAGAGCAAAACAAAAAUAAACGCUAGUUCCUGUUUUACACAAACAUAAGGCAGUGGGUUUUAGUGCGUGUUU